GUGAUGACCCACUGACCUUAUGUUCUGUCCUUGCUCUGGGAUCUCGCAGUUUCCAGGUGGAGGUGAUACCUACCUGACCAUCAGUGACUCCAGCCACCCCUUUCUCAGCGGCGCAGAGACCUUCCACACCCCGAGCCUGGGGGAUGAGGAGUUUGAGAUUCCCCCGAUCUCUUUGCCGCUGGAGUCUGACCCGUCUCUUGCUGUCACCGACGUGGGCUGUCACUUUGACCUGAGUGACCCGUCCACCUCCCAGGACAAUGGCUUCUCAUCCCAGUUUACCUCCGCCCCCCUGGAGCUGCCCAUGACCCUCUCCCAGGGCGUCAUCGACCAGAGCGGAGCCCUCAUUAGCACCCUCUCCAUGGAGUUGGAACAGUCAGUGUCAGCUCCAUGUCGACAGGAACCCCCUCUCACCAUGAGUAUCUCACUGGGCGAUACCAGCCGUGGUCUCUACACUCACAGCCAGCUCACCACCAUCGACCACACUGAGCUGAGCUCCCAACUCGGCCUAACGCUGGGCAGUAACACCAUGCUAUCCCAGACUCACUCGCCAGAACAAUGUACCUCAGCAACUCCAUCUCCAGCCAGCUCGAUCCAGGAGGAGGACUUGGAGGAUGUCAGGAGG
Molecule: messenger RNA, 622 nt
Organism: Chiloscyllium plagiosum (whitespotted bambooshark)
Lineage: Eukaryota; Metazoa; Chordata; Chondrichthyes; Orectolobiformes; Hemiscylliidae
Source: RefSeq, a predicted model, not a curated record